AUGGUGGAUCUUUGCUUCUCUAUCUACCCUUACGCAAAACUACAUGCUCUUCUCUUUGUAACCAUCUUUCUCAUUGCAUUUGGUGGUUUAGUACUUUAUACUGUAAGUGAUGGUAGUCUUGCAGAAGCCCUUUGGAUUUCUUGGACAUUUGUGGCAGAUUCAGGGAAUCAUGCAGGUAGAGUUGGCACUGGAUCAAGAAUUGUUUCAGUCACCAUAAGUUCAGGAGGGAUGUUGAUCUUUGCAAUGAUGCUAGGGCUUGUUUCAGAUGCUAUCUCAAAGAAAGGUUCACUUUUGAAGCAACUGGCAAUAGCAAACAAGAGCAUUGGUGGUGGUGUGGUGGUUGUCCUGGCGGAAAGUGACAAGGAGGAGAUGGAGAUGGAUAUAGCAAAACUUGAGUUCAACUUCAUGGGCACUUUAGUUAUAUGCAGAAGUGGUAGUCCUCUUAUACUUGCUGACUUGAAAAAGCUUUCAGUUUCAAAAGCACGUGCUAUAAUAGUACUUGCAGCAGAUGAAAAUGCAGAUCAAGAAGAUGAAGAAAUGUUGAUAUGUGGGAAUGAAAGUGGUUCAAUUAGAUGUGGUGUUGUGAUGGCCUCACAGAGCCUGCAACUUUGGGGGAGAGUGACUGAGCUUCUUGUUGCCCAUUUUAUAUGGUUGGAUUAUAAUUAUCCAGCUAAGCCUAUUUAUCUUUACAUUAAUUCAUCCGGAACACAGAAUGAUAAAAUGGAGACAGUGCGGUCUGAAACAGAAGCAUACGCCAUUGUUGACAUCAUGGCUUACUGCAAAUCAGUGGUGUAUGCAGUCAAUUGUGGGAUGGCAUUUGGUCAAUUAUCAUUCCUCUCAUAUGCUCUCAACAUUGGCUGCAUUUAA
Messenger RNA from Lactuca saligna, 867 nucleotides. Lineage: Eukaryota; Viridiplantae; Streptophyta; Magnoliopsida; Asterales; Asteraceae. The record is from the annotation of a GenBank genome assembly.